Metarhizium brunneum ARSEF 3297 is the source of this 819-nucleotide messenger RNA. RefSeq lists its product as uncharacterized. The record is from RefSeq and is a predicted model, not a curated record. Lineage: Eukaryota; Fungi; Ascomycota; Sordariomycetes; Hypocreales; Clavicipitaceae.
AUGCGUCUUCUACUUACAUCUGCCUUGGCCACCACGGUCUCGGCCACAGGCCUCAUCCUCCCUCUGUACAUCUAUCCAGCGGCAACAUCGGACGACGGCGCAGCAAACUGGGCGCCCGUCUUCAACGCUGCAGCAUCCAACCGUGAUCUCUCCUGGCUGACCGUCGUCAACCCUCACAACGGGCCCGGCGACACUCAUCUCCCCGGCAACAACGACAUCAACUACAUACAGGGCGUCACCAAGCUCAACACUCACCCCAACAUCAAGCCCAUUGGAUACGUGCGAACCAACUAUGCCCAGUUUUCCCUGGAUCAAGUCAAGCAGGAUGUUGCCGCGUGGAAGGGCUGGGACACGUACUCGGCUUCCAACAUCUCCGUCCAGGGCAUCUUCUUUGACGAAUCGGCCCCGAACGCGCCCUACAUGAGUGCUCUGGUGGGAUACACGCGAGCCGCGUUCGGAAGGCCCAUCACCGUGACAUGCAACUUUGGCAAGGCUGUUGCGGAUGAGUUCUAUGACAUUUGCGACGUGGUUGUUGCCUUUGAGAGCUGCCUGAACUGCCCGGGGCUGCCGCAGUACAAGGACGCGGCGACUAUCCAGGCCAAUAUCCCCGCGAAUAGAAUGGGAAAGGCGGCGGUGAUUCUGAAUUACUUCACAGGAACGGCGUUUGAUGGCACUUUCGCUGAUGCGACUUUGGUGCACCGAUAUUUCCAGACGGCCAGAAACAUGGGGCUUGCGUGGGCGUACUUUUGCUCACAGGAUUAUAAUAACCUUUUGGCCUGGCCGGCUACUAUCUGGGAGGAUGUGAAGGCUUUGUCUUGA